AUGCCUCUAUACAUCUGUUUUUGUCCUGACGCUCAAGGAUCAUUGGACAAACGGCGGCAAGCUAGAGCUGAGCAUCUGGCUCUGGGUCAGAAAGACCGGGCAGAGGGCAGAACCGUAUUCGGACGUGCUUUCAUCGACGAUUCAGUAUCUCAUCACGAUGAUCGGAGCCCACCUGAGGUACCCUCGGGUGAAUUGUCAUCUGGAACAAAAGGCUCUACCAUGAUCUAUCGGUACCAGACCAUUGAACAGGCCUGGAGUAGACUUCGAGCCGAUCCAUACUGGAUAGCUGGUGUAUGGGAUAAGGAUAGGACCACGAUACAUGAGCUAGCGCCUGGUGAAAACGAUGAUACGAUUAGAGUGAUGUAA
Molecule: messenger RNA, 366 nt
Organism: Kwoniella botswanensis
Lineage: Eukaryota; Fungi; Basidiomycota; Tremellomycetes; Tremellales; Cryptococcaceae
Exons: 2
Coding region: 1-366 (121 amino acids)
Source: RefSeq, a predicted model, not a curated record